Molecule: messenger RNA, 1545 nt
Organism: Sorex araneus (European shrew)
Lineage: Eukaryota; Metazoa; Chordata; Mammalia; Eulipotyphla; Soricidae
Product: carcinoembryonic antigen-related cell adhesion molecule 8-like
Exons: 9
Coding region: 1-1545 (514 amino acids)
Biological process (GO): regulation of immune system process; signal transduction
Cellular component (GO): plasma membrane; cell surface
Molecular function (GO): protein tyrosine kinase binding
Source: RefSeq, a predicted model, not a curated record
AUGGAGCCCCCAUCAGCCCCUACCCACAGAGGGCGCGUGCCCUGGAAGGGGCUCCUGCUCACAGCCACACUCUUACCUUUCUGGAGCCUGCCUGCCAAUGCUGCAUCUGUGGAAAUAAUACCAUCCAAUGCUGUGGUAGGGGACGAUGUCACCAUGUUUGUCCACAAGGUGCCAGAAAAUACUGUACGCUUAGACUGGUAUAAAGGGGUAAUUGAAUCAAAGAACAUCAUUAUAACAUUGAAAAUAAACCCAGAAAAUAUUACUAAUGGGCCUUUAUUCAGCCACCGAGAGACCCUGUUCAACAACGGAACCCUGCACAUCCAGAACCUCACCCAGAGGGACAAGAGCACCUACCUCAUACAAAUCUUUACAAUGGGAGGUGACUCUAUAACAGCAAGAGGAGUCCUCGGCGUGUACGUGCGGCUAACCAAACCCCAAAUCAACGCCGACAACGAGCACCCCACUGAGAAAAAGGACACCGUGACACUGCAGUGUGAUCCUGAGACUCCAGACACGACCUAUCGGUGGUUCUUCAACUCUAAACCUGUCGCUCAGGGUGGUGGGCUGGAGCUGUCCAAGCAAAAUCGGGUUCUGACUUUAAGCCCUGCCCUGAGGAAUAACACUGGAGCCUAUGUGUGUGAGAACUGGAACCCUGUGAGCUCCAAAACCAGCGACCAAUUCAACCUGGCUGUUUUGUAUGGCCCAGACCCUCCCAUCAUCUCCCCCUCAAAAAACUUCUACCGUCGAGGGGCGAGCCUCAGCCUCUCCUGCUACACUGCCUCCCACCCGCCUGCAAAGUUUACCUGGUCUACCAGCAAGCAGGCCACGGUAGUCGCACAGAACUUCUUCAUACCCGCCCUCUCUCUGGAUGACAGUGGUUCCUAUACCUGCUUCGUCAGUAACAAUGUGACACUACUCAAGGCGACCAAUACGAUCAAUAUCACAGUCUUAGACCCAGUGACAUCAGCCUCCAUCCAUGCCUCCAACACCACAGUGGCAGAAGGUGAUAACAACGUGAUCCUGGUCUGCAUCACGAAUGACACUGAUAUCUCCACCCAAUGGGUCCACAAUAAUCAGCCUCUGCAGCCCUCAGACACGAAGCUGCUGUCUCGAGACAACAAGACCCUCACCAUCACGUCUAUCUCGGUGUCCGAUGCCGGCGACUAUCACUGUGAGAUCUCCAACCCCAUCAGUUCCAUAAAAAGUCCCCGCCUGGAGCUGCAAGUGACAUCUCGUGGCCCUGGAAAGGAUUUCCGCUUGGGGAACCAGCUGUUCGGAGGAUGUUGUGUGGUUGACGAUGCCAACCCCUGCAGUCGAAGCAAGCACCCGGGAGGUUUCGGCACAGGAGGAAUCUCCACAGACAUCCUGGUGGGGAUUGUCAUCGGUUGCUUCAUCAUCGGGGUCCUGAUUGGGACGGCGUUCGCAGCUGUCCUGGGCUACUUCCUGUUUCUCAGAAAGUCUGAAAGGAGCCCAAGACAGCUUGACCCCAGAGAACACCAGCCCCCCGCGGACUCCCCAGGCUCUGACCUGGUCUUGAACCCCUAG